This is a messenger RNA of Dreissena polymorpha, 5075 nucleotides long. RefSeq lists its product as uncharacterized. The transcript has 16 exons. NCBI's taxonomy places the organism in Eukaryota, Metazoa, Mollusca, Bivalvia, Myida, Dreissenidae. The coding region runs from base 702 to 1670 and encodes 322 amino acids. The record is from RefSeq and is a predicted model, not a curated record.
UAAUGAAAAAUCGCGCGGAAGGUUCAUUACUCCGCGCGAUUUUCAAUAGCAUUGAAUUACUGCACGAAAUUCGGGUUGCUAUGUGGUUACGCGAUAAAAUUUGAUUGGUUCCGACACCUAGAAUAAACCAAUCAAAACUCGCGUCUUAUCCACCAUUCAUGCAGUCAAUGGCGGUUGUUUCACAUUAACACGACACCUGUAAGAAGAAAGAUCAACUUUGCUGAGCACAAUCCACAUUGCACAUAAGAUGUUUUGCACCAAUUGUGGGGAAAACAUCGAAAAACAUUGGAAGUUCUGUGUGGGAUGUGGCUUUGCUACAGGUACAUCCUCUCUACCAGAAGAAAAGCUAACAGAUGGGCCUUCCAUGCCUUGCCCAGACACAGACAAAGAUGGAUCGUGCUUUGACAAUUUGUACAGAGCAUUAACACCUGAAGCUAGGAAGAGUGUUAAUCUUUUGAAGAUGAAAAUCUCAAAAAAAGAUCACAUAGAACCCUCUCUGUCUCAAAAUGUUAUGUUAUCAAUCCAGCUUAUUGGCAUGGACCGGAAACUGGUGCGGAUGUUGGGGUCCACACCAGGGCGCAUUAACAUGCUUGUUAAUAGAAACUCGGGCCCACUGGAAUGGGCGAACCUGGUGGCAGAAAAAAUCAACAUAAAAACUGUUCAACCAGAGGAAUUGAAAUUUCUCCUUAACAAAACUGAACAUGAGUUUGUGUUUUCAAUGGAUGAAGUUAAGAAAAGGGCAACCUCGAGACACAGGAAAGAGCUGGAAGUUUUCUGCCUUCUACCUAAAAAUUGACUCUGACAAGGGAAAAGCAAAACUCAAAUGUGCCACAGUAUCAAAGGUCAACGCGGAUCAUGAAAGCAAGAAACAAAAAUGUGAAACUGUGUCUAAGACGGAAACAUGCGUGUAUAUAGAGGAGGAUGAAGAGGAGGAUGAAACAAGAGCAAGCCCUCAGAAGGUAACCCACUACCACACUGUACUGCAGGUAAUACCAGCCAGUGCUUGGCCAGUAUUCUCGAAGUCUGUGUCCAUGGCUACCACUGCACGUCCUGACAGUGCAACCCCUGGGGCAACAUGCUCCCACACCAUGGAAACCAGUGGGCCUAGCAUUGAAACAUUGAAGAAACCAGAGAUUGCCACUGGCAUAGCUGAGUGCACUGGCCCGAAACAUUUGUCACAGAGUCCUGCUCAGCUGAUUCAGGUUCGCAAGGAGUCACCCAGUGACUGGUGGGAUGGAGAGCUACAGCCUAGCAGAUCCAACGAUGUGAGCCGGAGUCAAGCGGUGAAAGAAAUGGCCGAUUAUUAUGCUAUGAUGGAGCGUAAACACAGCAGACAGAAGGCGGCUUCAGAUCGAAUGUUGAACAAACUACGAGACCAAAGUAUUCAAAGUGUUCAAAAGACUGUGGUCUACACAGAGCAUGGAGGGAUUUCAUACUCAUUCAAGGUCAACAGGGACUCUACAAUAAAAGAUGUGUAUGAUCGAGUUUGCCAGCUGGUUCCAUCAGAAAUCCUUCCUGCCAAAUUUGUACUGCACUCCAGAGCAGGGGAAGAGUAUGAUAUUAUGAGUGAAAAAGUAAUUGAAGAAACUCCACCAGUUUUGUUCCUGAAAGAACAAAAAAUGGAUAAUUUGAACGACACUCUGACGAACUUUGAAGAGGUCUUCUUUUGAACUUUAUGUUGAAUCGAGUUGUAUACCUUUUAAGUUCACCUGAUUACAAUGUGAUCACCAUUUGUCCUUCAACAUCUAUCUUGUUUACAAUCUAGAGGCCACAUUUAUUUUCCUAUCUUCAUGAAACUUUGUUAGAAGAUUUGUCCCUAUGAUAUAUUGGCUAAUUUUGAAUAGUUUAUGAGUCUUAUUUUAACUUUCAUCCAAUUGACAUGGUAUGUCAGUGUCUGUACUUGGAAGCUCUCCAUUUGAUGAAUAAACAAUUCACAUAUGACCUAUUGAAUCUUGUACAGACAGCCUUUUUUCAGUCAGCUACUGGUUAACUGAGUUAUUCCCCAUACAUUAAUCUAAGGUUUUAAUAUGUACAUAAACGUUAUGUGUUGGAAAUAUUUUCAAAUAUCAAAACUUUCAUAUACUACUUUUAUCUUUCUGCAGUCCUUUAUCAAAAUAGUUUAGUAAUUUGGGUUUCAGGUGAGCACCUUUGAUCCUGUGGCCCCUCUAAUUUUCUUUAUUGAAAAUUGAAAAGUAUAUAUGUUUACUUCCUUCAAUGUGACACAUGUAGUUAAAUAUUUGUCAACAAAAAGUGAUAUAACUUAAUAUAAUAUGUCAAGCAUGAUGUUGUAACUUUGUAUUAAGAUAGUGAGGACAUUUUAUUGUCACUGAAAUGUAAAUUGAAUUAUUGAAAAUAACAUACAAUCUAAAUACUUCACUGACAUGAAAAGUACACAAGAAAUAUUCAUGCAAGAUACAUCUGGAUUUUUAUGUCCCCCACCCACUAUAGUGGGGGACAUAUUGUUUUUGCCCUGUCUGUUGGUUGGUUGGUCUGUUGGUUUGUGCCAACUUUAACAUUUUGCAAUAACUUUUGCUAUAUUGAAGAUAGCAACUUCAUAUUUGGCAUGCAUGUGUAUCUCAUGGAGCUGCACAUUUUGAGUUGUAAAAGGUCAAGGUCAUCCUUCAAGGUCAAAGGUAAAAAAAACUAAUUCAAAGCGGAGCAGAAGGGGACAUAGUGUUUCUGACAAACACAUUUCUUGUUGGACUUAAUAUAAACAUUAUUGUUCUCAUUUGUUGGUUGAAUGCAUUUUAUUAAUAACUAUUAAAAAAAUCAGCUUGAACACUCAAAGAAGGAAUUUUACUGUAUAUCAAUAUUCUGUGUUUUGCUGUCUUGCCUGAAGUCUUAAAGAGGAUUAGUUUAUAUGGGCAUACAAAUACAAGUGUUUGGCUGUGUUGUGUUUGGGUUUAAAUGUAGGCCUGGGGUGUGGUUAAGCGGAAUGGAUUUAGUUUCUGUGAAAAAUUUUUUACCAAAUCUUUUUUGGCUGACGAAGCGGAGAAGCCAGAGGAGAUAUUUCAAAGUUGAUAGCUCAUCUAAAGUUUAAAUUUGUUCAAAUACAUUGAAUGUUAGCUGUGAUUGAAGUUAUAAAUCUGUAAAUUUGCAAGAUAUUUGGGUCGACUGACUUUGCUUUGAUAGUAGUGUUUACAUGAUAACAUUGUUUGGAUCAUGUGGGUUCAGAGCUUGUGUGGACAAGUGUGAAAUGCCUGUAUAUUUUGGUCAUUGGAUAGUUAUAUUUUGUCAUGUGACCGUUGCACUUUGUUCAUGUGACAGCAAUCUAUUUGGGUGUUGUAUGUUAAAUUAUUAUGUGGAGUUUUUAGAGGAAUAAUUAUAAAAAAUAGUUAAAAUGAAGUCUUUAGGCUUGUAAGUUAAAACUUUUUGGUGAAGAAUAAAUAUUAUAUGGAGUUAAGAAUUCGAACAAAUUUUGUGGAUAUACCAUGUACAUCCAUGGCUUUUAUGAUUUUUUAGAUAGAUUGUCAUAAUAAAGUCUUGAUAUAUAGAACUAUUGCAUACAUCAAACUUUAUGUUGUAAUUAUUAAUUAUGUAUUGUUAUAUUAUUAAAUAUUAUGUCAGUUCAACAUUAUUGAUUGAAAUACCAAAACUGCAACUGAUAGGCACUCCCUUAUCAUUUCCAAAUACAUGAUAAUAUAGCACAACGUCUUCCAUAUGAUGAGAGUAUAAAUAUCUUUUCCUGCAUGCAACUGUUACCAAUAUUUUUGUGGAAUGUUAAGUUGUGGUUAUUAAAUUAAAAUAUGUUUUAAAAAUAAUUGUAUUUAAUCAUGUGAAGAAAGUGUAAAUUUUAGUAUCAGAGUUGUCUUGGUAAAUCUCUUGUUUAUUAUGCCCCCCUUCGAAGAAGAGGGGGUAUAUUGCUUUGCUCAUGUCGGUCGGUCUGUCGGUCUGUCCGUCCACCAGGUGGUUGUCAGACGAUAACUCAAGAACGCUUGGGCCUAGGAUCAUGAAACUUCAUAGGUACAUUGAUCAUGACUCGAUUUUGAGGUCACUAGGUCAAAGGUCAAGGUCACGGUGACCCGAAAUAGUAAAAUGGUUUUUGAAUGAUAACUCAAGAACGCAUACGCCUAGGAUCAUGAAACUUCAUGGGUAGAUUGAUCAUGACUUGCAGAUGACCCCUAUUGAUUUUGAGGUCACUAGGUCAAAGGUCAAGGUCACGGUGACCCGAAAUAGUAAAAUGGUUUUCGGAUGAUAACUCGAGAACGCAUACGCCUAGGAUCAUGAAACUUCAUUGGUAGAUUGAUCAUGACUUGCAGAUGACCCCUAUUGAUUUUGAGGUCACAAGGUCAAAGGUCUAGGUCACGGUGACUCGAAAUAGUAAAAUGAUUUUCGGAUUAUAACUCAAGAACGCUUUUGCCUAUGAUAAUGACACUUCAUAGGUACAUUGAUCGUGACUCGCAGAUGACCCCUAUUGAUUUUCAGGUCACUAGGUCAAAGGUCAAGGUCACAGUGACAAAAAUCGUAUUUACACAAUAGCUGCCACUACAACGGACAGCCCAUAUGGGGGGCAUUCAUGUUUUACAAACAGCCCUUGUUUUGUUAAUGGGUUUUACAUUUCUUAAAUGUUUCACAUUGUAAACAUGUCUUCAUACCUCUCCAUAAUGAAGUAAAGGAGAGACGUCAAUAGUGAUUCCGGUAUGCCUCCUUUAAAUCAUUAUGGAAAAGAUAGACAGAGAGACGUCAAUAGUGAUUCUUUUCCAACUUAAACAUUUCAUAACAUCAUGAAUAUCAGAAGUCAUCCGCUUAACCUUUUCAUUGAACAACAUUUAAAUUUGCAGGCAUUCAUCAUUAUAAUAUGAAAUUUUGUAUGUGCCAUUGUUAUGAUAUAACAUUCAUGUUUAAUAAAAAUGAAUGCACCUUUUUUAAUCUUGCACGUUCUGUAAUAUCAUGCUUUUGGGGUUGUAUUCUAUGUAACUAUUGAGAUUUAUUGAAGUUGAUUUUGUCUUCAUAUUGUGUUCUCAAUACAUCGUAAGUCAAUAUGUGUUGUCAGAUACUAAGUAAUUUGAUAUACGGUCAUAAUCUUGUUGUAUUUUGUACUCUAGAUUAAUUACAUUAAUAAAUUCUUAAUUAAG